This is a messenger RNA of Tribolium madens (black flour beetle), 1318 nucleotides long. RefSeq lists its product as uncharacterized. The transcript has 4 exons. The coding region runs from base 402 to 1268 and encodes 288 amino acids. The record is from RefSeq and is a predicted model, not a curated record. Lineage: Eukaryota; Metazoa; Arthropoda; Insecta; Coleoptera; Tenebrionidae.
GGAACAUUGCAAUUAAGUCAGAGUAUGAGUUAUAGAAGUUGAAUCAGUUUGUGUCUGACGUUGGCGCGAUUCGUUCACGUUGGAAAAGGUUUCGAAAGUUGACGAGUGAAGAGUUUUUGAAAUAUUGUGAUUAUCACGUGCAGUGAAACUAAUUAACGAUUCAAAUAUCACACCAUUACAUCACUUUUUAGUUGGACUUUGAUACAAACACAGUAAAUUGAGUGCUCAGGUUCUUGCUAUAUUUGGUGAAAAUGAAAUCGAUUGUAAAAUGGACAAUUACACACUUAUAUCAACAUUAUCGUCAUAUCUGUUAAUCACCUUUAUUAUUUCCAAGUGAUAACGUUGAAAAUAAUGACAAUUAUGGUGACUUGGUGAUGCGGAGUUGUGUUUGGUGAAGCAGAAUGUGCAAAUGCCUCCAGUAUUGCUUCGAAUCAUGCUACUGGCACCUCAUAGAAAAGCGCUUUUGCUACGACGAAAGCAUAGCUCUGUACGAAGUCCCCGAAAAAGAAGAAAAAAACAACAAUUUCUUCGACAAUAUGGCGUUUUAUGAUAGCGUUUCUGUGAUAGCUGGACGAGCGGUUGUGACCAUUGACCCUUUGCCUGAAGAAAAACCCAUUGUGCAACAACCGACGAGAAAACUGCGCUGGGAAAAUGAAGUGUUGGGGCAGAAUAGGUGGGAAAAGCUUUCGAAAAGCGUACCGGCCAUUUUUGAUGCAGCAAAGAAAGAGGAAGAAAAGCAGAAAAGUGAGGAAGAAAAGAAGACAGAACAUGAACGCAAGAACAAUGAUAAAUCUGAUAAAUCUCGCGACGCUGUCGACAAACCGAAACUGGAAACCUUGAAGCCCGAGAAUCUCGUCCCGGAAAUCCGGCGUAGGUCGUUGGCAGAAAGACGUCUAUCGAAAAGUCUUUACUUGAAAAUCGACCAACCGAAGGAAAUCCCCAUAAUUAGACAACAAUCCAUGCCGAAAUUCUACGUCGACACCCCUGAGGAGAGAGAUCAACAACAUACAUCGAUGUUUAGGACUCCCAGUUCGGCUUUGGCAAGUCCAGUGCCCAAAUCCUCGGCCUUCGUCUACGACUUGUAUUCGGUGGUGCAAAUGGAGAGAGAAAGAGUGAAACAUAUGGAUACUCAGGUUCCUGUGCAUCGGAAGGAGUCCGACAGGUCUUCGAGGCUUUUGCAAAUUAGAGAUAAGAUCAAGUUGAGGAGGGUUAAAAGCAGUUUGGGGACGCCGGUCACUAAUCUUCCCCACAGUCAUCAACAUAUUUAAAAAGCGUUGUAUUUUUAUUGUAUAUGGAAUAAAAGUUUUACUAACAGUUA